This is a messenger RNA of Homalodisca vitripennis (glassy-winged sharpshooter), 3395 nucleotides long. RefSeq names its product proton-coupled amino acid transporter 1-like. Gene Ontology annotation, biological process: amino acid transmembrane transport. Bases 1808 to 3262 code for a protein of 484 amino acids. The transcript has 8 exons. Lineage: Eukaryota; Metazoa; Arthropoda; Insecta; Hemiptera; Cicadellidae. Gene Ontology annotation, molecular function: amino acid transmembrane transporter activity. Gene Ontology annotation, cellular component: vacuolar membrane. The record is from RefSeq and is a predicted model, not a curated record.
AUGAGAACUUACCUAAUCACUGAUAUCUAAAACUGUGUGAUUAAUAAUUGUUAUUCAUUAGAGAAUUUACUCACUAUAAAUGUAAACAAAUUUAAAAUAAUGAACUAUAUGUAUACAGAACAAUUGAGUACAUUAUACAUAGUUUUUUAGUUAAUAUUUCACAACUUUAGAGACCAAGAUGAGAUUUUUCGCUACUUUAAAGACCAGUGGGGCGUAUCCCGGAAAUUAUUUCGAAAAGUAUAUGCCCAUAUUCAUCCCAGGGACCAUAAAAUAUUAAGGUAAAAUUUCAGUUUAAUCGGUUGAAUAGAUUUUAGCUGUCACUUCUAGCCAUCUUAACCCGCUGAACUAUGUAGAUCUAUACGAAAAAUCAGCCUAUUUCUUAGACGCUUUAAUAAGACUCAUUAAGUAACUUAUCCACCUUGGAAACCUAUCUCGCUGGUUAUCUAAAAUUCUUCAUUAACUUUACACGGUAGUAAUCAACAAAGAACCUGAUGAACCUAAUCCUCCGGUUAUUUUCAACCGCAAGGCAAGUAAAUUCCAUGUAAACCCUAACCAUGUAGUUAAUUUAACUCAUUAAUCUACUGAAUUCCAUGUUAUACAUAACAAUUACUUAACACGCAACUUCUGUAAGGUUGCAGUCCAAUGGUUGGAGUAAUCAACAGUUUAACCUCUCUGUUAUAUAAACCUGCAGGCCAUAUUAACUCCCCUAUGUAUAGUGAAUCUCAUGUUAUGGUACCGUAUACUACGUAUUUUUUAGCUAUAUAUGUUGAAUUAUUUAAUUUAACACAUUCACUGCGGUAUCCGCACAUUUGUACUAUUCCGGCUGUCCUAAUUUCGUUACAGGACUCACAGUUAAGGUGUUAGAACAGCUAAGUUAAAUAUAACCAAUCAAACAACUGAGUCUCUGGAUAUAAAAUUAUGUGUAAUGUGAGUAACUGUAGUCUUAACUAGUAUACGUUAAUGCAUAAAUUGAAACUCAAUAAAGAGCGGUAUACAGAUAUAUCCGUACCAUUAGAAUUACGCUAAACGCGGCAUAUAGGCAUAUCCGAUCCGUAUUUUAGUUUAUUGUGUAUAUUAUAAUGUACGAAAAUGCUGGCAAUAUGUAGAAAUGCGUAAAUGUAUUAAAAAAAAAGUAAACCAGUGCUAUUCUUUUAUCAACGUUUCACUUUACAAUGCGAGGGGUGCAGAUAUAACCACGGUACGGUGCGUGCGCGUAAAUGAUUCGUAACCGUGUAAAACCGGUAGAGUUAAAAAAAUGUUUUUUGUUUGUAUUUAUUCUUCCCAGUAAUAGAAAAUAAAUUGAAACUUGAAAUUAACUGAUAAAAAAGUCUCUAAAUGCACGAUAAUUGAACCAAGACAAAGAUUUUUUCAGCGCCUAAGGGAUAAUAUUUCAUCGGACUUGCAAUGUGUAAUAAAGUAAACGUAUCCUCCAUUACACAAGCGAGUUAGACAACUAAUUCAAUACAAACCUUUCUCACUAACUAAGUUUUGUUCUGUGUUUCCUCGAGAGUGUAAUCACAAAGAAUACACACAAAUCCCUUUUUUCGGGGGGAAUAAAACUCCUCGUGUUUUUCCAGUGGUACCCGCUUUUUACAUAAAUUGUAUUUCCCAUCAUAAUUACCGCCCGUUACAUCCGAGCAUUCAAGUUCAUGACAACCGAACUGAUCACUUUUUGUGGCAAACAGUGGAAAGUACUCUUCAAGAAUAAUGAUGACUAUUUGCUUUUAAUAAUUAUAGAACGUGUAUCUUAUCCACUUGUGUCCUAAUCUUGAUGUGCAUAUGCUAUGUUCCAGGGGUGCGCUGAGGGAUGGUUCAACAUGAGAGAAAUGCUGAAAUGUAUGAUCGCGAUGUCUUCGUAUGCCAAGAAGCGGAGAUAAAUUCAAAACAGACCAAUGAAGUCGACUCAGGAUUGAGCGAACUUGGAGACUGUGUAAACCAAUCCAUUUCAGAGAAAAAAGAAAACCUCGAUAUAUGUGUAUCUCGUCGCACGACUUAUUUUCAAACGCUGUUCCAUCUGAUCAAAUGCCACGUAGGGUCUGGAAUUUUUACGGUUGGUGACGUUUUCCACUACCAUUCGGGUCUUUGGAUCGCUCCCCUUCUGACAGUGUGUCUAGGGAUUGUCUGUGUCUGUGACAACCAUAUCUUGGCUGAUUGUACCAAUGAAAUCAGGAAACGAAAAAAUAUAUAUUCUUACCCAACAUUUCCGGAAACGAUGGAAUUGGCGUUUAAAUUUGGACCGAGAUUGUUUCAGAGUUGUUCUAUGACCGUAAGGGAAAUUGCUAAGGGGUUGAACAUUCUGACUCAGCUGGGUUGCUGCAUAGUGUAUUUCAUAUUUAUUUCUUCUGCUCUGCAGUCUUUGUUGCAGAUGCUCGCUAGACACGGCAUCAUCAUGGAUGAACACCUAAUUAUCGUUAUAAUUUUUUUCCCAAUCGUGAUGACUAUCUUCAUGUUCCACCUCAAGUUCUUGACCAUUUUCUCAGUGAUGGCCAGCGUGUUCUUCUUCUGUGCAGUUUCACUGACGUUAUACAUAUCGUCCUCAGACUUGCCGCCGCCCACUCCUAGACCGACCAUCGCUCACUGGUCGCAGAUACCUCUCUUCUUUGGAACUUCAGUGUAUUGCUUUGAAGGUAUUGUUAAGACUCUACCACUUCAUGGAGAUAUGUCAUACCCUGACAAGCAAGUCCGUCCGUACACUGUACUGAUUGUGAUCUUAGCUGUUGUUGGAUCCCUGUUUGUUGUCAUAGCAUUCAUCUGUUUCAUGAAGUUCGUAGACGAUUUAGCGACUCACAACUUUAAUGACCAAAUCACUUUCAGCUUCAUACAGCAUUACUUGUGUUCUGAGAUAGUCCACCUAACCAUCGCGCUCGGGCUGCUGUUCUCUUACACUCUGCAAUUCCACAUCGCGCUGAUGUUGGUGUGGCCGGAGCUGGUCAAAGAACACGGACCUAAACGACACACAAUGCUAGCUGAGCUCUGUGUGCGUUUGCUACUAGCUCUCUGCACUUUUACGGCAGUGGAGGUGGUGCCCAAGCUGGGGGUGUUCAUGUCUCUGACAGGAGCGGUGUGUGGGACUCUACUAGCUCUACUGAUGCCUCCCCUCUGCGACCUGGCCCUUCACUGGGACCUCCACCCUAGUCCGUGGAAACAUCUCUUUGAUUUCUUCUCUAUAUUUUUGGCAGUCACGGGAUUUUUCACUGGAAUGUUCUACACGGCCGUUAUAAUGAUUAAAGGUUUUCCUGACGAAAUGCCUGCUCACAGAUGAGAUAUGUGGUCUUACUUUUUAAUGUUACCCAAUUCGCUGUCUGCCAUCAAUUAUUAAUGUGAAGCGGCAGCGUAUCAGAAUUGUAGGACAGCGUAUCAAUUGAAGGAGUCGUUGCAUUCACUUCAAAAAUAAA